AUGAAACGAUUCUUGAAUGUGGGUUUCGCAGUUUUUGCAGGAGUAAUGGUUCUUUACAUGCUGGAGUUCCAUCUGUUGGAGGGACACGGACAAACUUUUCUUUUAGCUUUUUUCACCCCUUCCAACAAAACACAGAAUAUCAGUAUCAGUAGAAAUUCAAGCAGAGCAGCUGAAGUUAAGUCAAGCGAGAUACCAAUCGACCACUACGUGCCAGUCAGUGAUCCUACUUUCGCCGGGAAGACAUUUGAAAUGGACAAUGAAACCUUCCGAAUCGUACAGGAUUUUCUAAAGGAAAACGUUUUUAAACGUAAACCUGUGAAGCUAAAUCCCAAAGCAUCGUAUUUUGACGUCGUUGUUCCUGUCUCUGCCGCUUCCAGCAACCAUUUUGGAGAGCUGAUGAGAGUUGUAGAUCACUUUCCCAAGCACUUACCAGGAGUUAAAUUGGUUUGUUAUGAUAUUGGACUCAGUGAGCCGCAAAUGGAUAUAUUGAAAAGCAAAACUCAUGUUAUCUAUAGAAAGUUUGAAUUUGAGAAAUAUCCACCUCACAUCAAAAACUUAAAGAACUAUGCUUGGAAAUUGCUGCUAAUAGGAGAACUGUUAUCAGAAUUCGAUGGAGUAAUGUGGAUUGACAGUUCAAUCAGAAUUUACGGUCAUUUCGACCAUAUUUUGGAAAGAAUGGUUCACUUUAACUCUGGAGCUCUGUUCUUUCUUAAAAUUGAAAGAGAACAUUCAAUUGCAAUGGCCACCAAUCCAAAGAUGAUUGAAUAUUUUCCAGUGUUCCCCAAAGAAGGCCUAACAGAAACUAUGUUACCAGGGGGUACAAUUCUUUUGUUUAACACGGAAGAUGUCCAAGAGCAUGUCAUGAAGUGGGCAGCGGUCUGUGCCCUUGUUACAGAUUGUAUAGCACCUCCAGGAUCAAGACUUCAUUGCCCAGGCGGUUUUUGGGAGGCACCACGAGAAAAGCAUGGCGGUUGUCAUAGAUAUGAUCAAGCUCUUCUGAGCCUUCUUGUUACAAAUCUUUAUCAUAAUGAACGUGAAAGGUUCAGCUUAAAUAACACUGAAGCUUUAUCUGAUACGGGCUUUAGGGGCUAA
Messenger RNA from Porites evermanni, 1092 nucleotides. Lineage: Eukaryota; Metazoa; Cnidaria; Anthozoa; Scleractinia; Poritidae. The record is from the annotation of a GenBank genome assembly.